Vanderwaltozyma polyspora DSM 70294 is the source of this 3144-nucleotide messenger RNA. RefSeq names its product Nmd5p (gene NMD5). Gene Ontology annotation, cellular component: nuclear envelope; cytosol. Bases 1 to 3144 code for a protein of 1047 amino acids. NCBI's taxonomy places the organism in Eukaryota, Fungi, Ascomycota, Saccharomycetes, Saccharomycetales, Saccharomycetaceae. The transcript has a single exon. Gene Ontology annotation, biological process: protein import into nucleus. The record is from RefSeq and is a predicted model, not a curated record. Gene Ontology annotation, molecular function: small GTPase binding.
AUGGACGCUAAUAUUUUAUUGCAGUGCUUUGCAGGUACAUUGAACCAUGAUCUCAAGAUUAGAACAGAUGCAGAAGCUCAUUUGAAACAAGCCAGUGCAACUCCUGGGUUUCUAGGUGCUUGUUUGGAUAUUAUAGCCUCUAAUGAAGUGCCAGAAAAUGUAAAAAUGUCAGCUACAUUAUAUUUUAAAAAUAAGAUUGUGUAUGCUUGGAAUGCUCAGCAAACUGAUAAAUUGGAUUCUCAUAUUGUCGAUAAUGAUGAGAAACCUGUUGUCAGAGAUAUGUUGAUUCAAACAAUGUUAAGUUGUUCUAAGCAUUCUCCAAACUGUUUAAGGAUGAUAAAACCAGCUUUAAGCAUUAUCGUCCAUGAUCAAUAUUCUAGCAAAAAAUGGGAUGAUCUAUUACCAAAAUGUUUAGAGCUAUUGUCAAGUAAUGACUACGACAUGGCUUAUGUAGGUUUGUUGUGUUUAUUGGAAAUUUUUAGAACCUAUAGAUGGAAGGAAAAUGAUGCUAGACAAGAAUUAGAAACUCUGAUCUUGGAGUAUUUCCCAAGUUUAUUACAGUUCGCUGAUAGCAUCUUGUAUGCUAAUGGUGCGAACAUGGAUAAUGAUAAAUUUGGUGACAUGACUAAAUUGAUCUUAAAAAUUUAUAAACUUGUCACUUAUUAUGAUAUGCCAUUCACUUUACAACGUCCAGAAUCUUUUAUUCCUUGGGCUAAUUUCUUUGUUACUAUCAUUCAACAGCCUUUAUCUGAAAGAAUUCUUUCCAUUGGUGAUGCUGAUUUGAAAAGUAAAAAUCCAUGGGUUAAAUGUAAGAAAACUGCAUAUGCUAAUUUGUACAGAUUGUUCCAAAGAUAUGCAUCAGUUACUUUAACUAGAAAAUUUCAAUAUGAUGAAUUUAGGCAAACUUAUGUUGAAGAGUUCAUUCCACAAUUUUUGCAAUUGGUAUUCCAACAAAUAGAGCAAUGGGGGAGUGGAAAUCUAUGGAUCAGUGAUGUAUGCCUACAAUACAUGUUGAAUUUCAUCGAACAGACAGUAGUUCAAAAACAAACUUGGCCGCUUGUCAAAAUGCAUUACUCAACGAUUUUACAACAUGUUAUAUUUCCAUUGUUAUGUCCAAAUGAAGAAACUUUGGAAACAUUUGAUAAUGAUCCACAAGAAUACAUUCAUAGAAAUUUAGAAUUAUGGGAAGAUAGUCACUUUCCAGAUUUGGCUGCAAUUUCAUUACUAACAACUGCCGUCACUAAACGUACAAAAUUUGCUCUUCAACCAACAUUGGAAUUCACUUUACAAACUUUACAGGCAAACUUUACUGAUAUAAAUCAAAUGCCUUUUGAAAAUGCUGUUAAGAUAGAAUCAAGUUUAAGAAUCUUUUCAAGUAUUUUAGAUAGAUUGGUAUCUAAAAGUUCUCCAUACGCAUCAGAAAUAGAAGGAUUUUUAAGAGCUUUUGUAUUGCCAUUAUUUAAAUCACCAUAUGGUUUCCUAAGAACCCGUGUUUGUGAAAUUUGUUCAAAAUUAGAUGGUAUUAAGUUUAAUGAACCUACUUUUAUUCCUCAAAUAUAUGAAGGUAUCAUGUCAUGUUUAAACGAAGAAUCAGACUGUCUUCCUGUUAGAUUAUUAGCUGCUUUGGCAAUGCAAGCGUUUAUUCACGACGAAGAAUUUCAAAAAUUAUUGGCUUCAGUUGUUGUUCCAACUAUGCAAAAAUUAUUGGCCAUUGCAAACGAAUUUGAAUCGGACGCUAUUUCAGGUGUUAUGCAGGAUUUUGUUGAAAUUUUUGCUGAGCAACUACAACCAUUUGGUAUUGAGUUGAUGAAUUCUUUAGUUUCUCAAUUUUUAAAAUUAGCAAUUGAUUUAAAUGACGCUGCAAAUAUUGAUCCAAGUACUUUAAUGAAUGCCGAUGAUAUUCCUGAUGAGAACGAUAAACAGAUGGCUGCUUUAGGGAUCUUAUCAACAGUUAUCUCCAUUUUAUUGUCUUUUGAAAACUCUCAAGAUAUUAUCAGAAGCUUGGAACAAUCUUAUCACCCAGCAGCAGAAUUCAUCUUGAAAAAUGAUAUGGAUUUGUUUUACCGUGAAGCUUGUGAAUUUGUUGAAAACUCUACAUUCUUAUUAAGAUCUGUUAGUCCAAUAUCAUGGAAGUUUUUGGAAUUAAUCGGUGAAUGUAAUAACAGUGAAGAAAGUAUGAUACCUCUGUAUAUUGAAGAUUUUAUGUUGGUCAUUAAUAACUAUUUGUUAUACGGUAAAGAUGAAUUGAAGAAAAAUGAAUUUUAUUCGAAGAUUUUAUUCGAAUUUUACAGAAAGGCAAUGAAUUCAAAUGAAGACAAUACGCUAUUUGACAUGCAAAUUAUCUUUGAACUUUCUCAAAAGCUAAUUUUAGCACUAGAAGAUAAAUUGCCAGUUGCUUGGAAACAACAAUUUUUGGAAGAUGUCACGAACGCUAUAAUUAUGGAAAAGGACAAUUUGCAAAAGCAAGUUGCAUUCGGUGUCACCUCGUUUAAUGUCUUAAUUUCCAGUUUGGUUACAUCUCCUUUAGUUACUUUACAAUUCCUGCAACAUAAAAAUCUUUUGGAAUUAUUUUUUGAGACAUGGUUGACAUUUUACGUUCCAAACUUGAAGAGAGUUUAUGAUAUAAAGCUUUCUAUAAUGGCAUUAUUGAGCAUUUUAUGUAGAUGCACUGCUGAUGAUUUUGCAUCCUUGUCGUUACAAAAUUUAUUGCCAAAAUUAGGUUCAAUUUUAGUUGAUUUGAUGGUCAAAUUCCCACAUGCAUUGAAAGCUUUGGAAGAAAAACGUAAAGAGUUUUCCAGUGACAACUUUAACUCUGACAAUUUUGAAGAGUGGAAUGACAACGUUGGUGAUGAAGAUGACGAUGAAGAUGGAGAUGAUGACAUCGCUGCUUACAUGGAGCAACUAAGAAGUGGUGAAGAUGGAUUAAAAUUUAUUAGUGAGGGUGGAUUCGACAAGGAAAAUUUUGAUGAUUUAGAGGAAGAUCCGUUAGUUGGUUCUCUGUUAGAUGAAAUUAAUGUUUAUGAAGUGUUGAAGUCAUCAGUAACUCAUUUGCAACAGGGUUCAGGUGGGUCAAUUUACGAAAUCAUUAUCAACGGCAUGUCUGAGGACUCCAAAUCGGUCCUUCAACAACUUUUAGCUUUGUAA